Exophiala aquamarina CBS 119918 is the source of this 252-nucleotide messenger RNA. RefSeq lists its product as uncharacterized. The annotation marks the transcript as partial. The record is from RefSeq and is a predicted model, not a curated record. NCBI's taxonomy places the organism in Eukaryota, Fungi, Ascomycota, Eurotiomycetes, Chaetothyriales, Herpotrichiellaceae. Gene Ontology annotation, cellular component: nucleus. The transcript has a single exon.
AGGAAAAAGAAGACCUCCGCUCCUGCUUCAUCCACCAUCUGGGAAGAAUUGGCGUGGGUGCCGAUGAAGGAAGACUGGGACCCGCAAGGAGUCAAAGUGGAAGCAGUGGAGAGAGGUGAUUCCGGGAAACUGAUCGCCUACAUACGCUUCAAGAACGGUGAGCAGCUAUGUGUUGGUAUGGAUAAGGUAUCUGUACAUCGACACUGUCCUAGGCCAAUGCUGAGAUUCUUCGGAAAGCAUCACCGAAUCCCU